Messenger RNA from Penicillium manginii, 807 nucleotides. RefSeq names its product ankyrin repeat domain-containing protein. Gene Ontology annotation, cellular component: nucleus. The record is from RefSeq and is a predicted model, not a curated record. Gene Ontology annotation, biological process: regulation of gene expression. Bases 1 to 807 code for a protein of 268 amino acids. The transcript has a single exon. Gene Ontology annotation, molecular function: protein binding. Lineage: Eukaryota; Fungi; Ascomycota; Eurotiomycetes; Eurotiales; Aspergillaceae.
AUGGGCGUUGAUGUUCAAGCAGUGGAUUAUUCUGGUUCAACAGCACUCCAUCACGCCAUCCGCAGCAGGUACCUUGAAGCUGUGCAAGCCAUUUUAAGCCAUGACGCGAGGAUCACACACUGCAAUCACGAAGGCUACACAGCACUACGGUGUGCGCUCGAGGAAUAUGAGAAGGAAAGCGAAGUGGCAGAACAAGACUGUGGGUCAGGAAACGUGGAUAACUCCAGUGCUAUAUGCCACGCGAUAGUGUCCGCCCUCUUGGAUGCAGGCGCCAACGCACUUGAAAUAUUCCCAGACGGUCGAACGGCGCUCCAUUACGCUUCUGUGCCGCUUAUGGACUACAGCAACAUCGACCGAGCGUUCCAGAUCGAAGAAGAUCAGGGCCCGGAUCAUUUCACCGAUGCCUUGAAUCUCUACAACAGGUUUUUGAGCGCGGGUUGUGACCCAGCAGCACAGAAUAACAAGGGAGAAACAGCAUUAUUUACAUUCGUCAAGGCACCGAAGAGCUACCACGGAUCGUGGUGUGAUAACAUGCCUGAUCGCUACGCGAACCCGGAGGACUGUGCGAGAAUGGCUACUUUGCAUGGUCUACAGGAGGUUGAUAAUGAAGGAAAUACACCUUUGCACGCGAUUGCAUCUCGGGAGUGGAACUAUGAGGGUGAAGAUUAUGAAGCGAAUCUUUUUGAAAUAUUUGUUGAUUUGGGACUCAGUCCUUGGAAGGAGAAUAAGAACGGACUUACCGCGUUGGAUGUUGCUGCUACAUACGAGAAACAAGAGAUCUUAGCGCUGUUUGCUCGGGAUGAUUGA